GGAGUGAGCAGAGAGGGGGUGAGGCGGUCUAUACAGCGUUCACUUUUCCUUUCGGCGACGGAACAAACCCACAGCAUCCAGACACCGGGACACACUUAGGAAUGAUGCCACUCGCAGACCGAUUCAACUAAUUGUUGCUUUUGAUACGAAAAUCUCCCUCCCUACCCCCACCUCUCUCCUGCGGGCUUCCAAUACAUUUCUGCAGCAACCUUUCCUGCUGAUCCCCCCUCUUUCCCCUCCUCACCCCCACUCCCCGGUUGCAUUGAGAGGUGCCAUCGUCGGAACCAAAGCGUGCAUGCAUGGGCUCAUCUGAGCUCCUUGCGCAGCACCUUGGAGCCACUGCGUCUGUCUUUCGUGCGCAUGGAAUAAAGGGGACAUUUUUUGGCGGUCCAGAUGUCAGUUUCUUCAAAAAAAGAAAGAGGCAGCAGCAGCCCGUGAGGAAAAGCUGAUGUGCAACCGAAGGAUUCGGAACCGAGCUGGUCAGACGCGGAGCUGUUCACCUGGAAUAUCAGAACCUCUCCAAUGACACGCAGCUGCAUCAACUUAUCAACACUGUUGCAUGUUGCUUGCAAGCUCCGCCGUAUAGAUUUAUAGCAAGUCCUGUCGGUGCAACAAAGUUCUCACCACACGAAGAUGCAACCCGAAUCUCAAUGAUGUUCCGGACUCCGAGUUCUUUAUCACAAUGACAUUUGGUUGAAACGUUUCUGGACCGACACUCAGAAUCUACCGUGCCUUUUUUGCAUCAGAAUUCUUCACCGGCUCCAGCCUCAGCCGAACCAUACCCUUGGUGUUUUUUUAAAGACUCGGUUCUGGGAGAUGGCUGCGAUCGCCAGCUCUCUGAUCCGCCAGAAGCGCCAGGCGAGGGAAUCGAAUAGCGACCGGGUGUCCACGUCCAAGCGUCGGCCCAGCCCCAGUAAGGACCCCCGCUCUCUGUGCGAGAGACAUUUUUUGGGGGUCUUCAGCAAAGUGCGUUUCUGCAGCGGCAAGAAAAGACCCGUGCGUCGGCGACCAGAUGCACCUUCGAAACCUCCACAGGUGUCCCAUAAGGGCUGCAGGCUAGAGCCGCAGCUGAAAGGCAUCGUGACACGACUGUUCAGCCAGCAGGGCUUCUACCUGCAGAUGCAACCGGAUGGAACCAUCGAUGGCAGCAAGGACGAGAACAGCGACAACACCCUGUUUAAUCUUAUUCCUGUGGGUUUGAGAGUGGUGGCCAUCCAGGGAGUGAAGAGUGGCUUCUACAUUGGCAUGAACGGCGAGGGCAUGCUCUAUAGUUCGGAAAUGUUCACACCCGAGUGCAAGUUCAAGGAGUCGGUUUUCGAGAACUACUACGUGAUCUACUCGUCCACUGUGUACCGACAGCAGGAGUCGGGCCGGGCCUGGUUCCUCGGCCUCACCAAGGAGGGGCAAGUCAUGAAAGGCAACCGGGUCAAAAAGACCAAGCCCUCGUCGCACUUCGUACCAAGGCCCAUUGAAGUUUGUAUGUACCGUGAGCCGUCGCUGCAUGAGAUUGAGGACAAGCACCGCUCCAGGAAGAGCUCAGGGACGCCCACCAUGAACGGAGGUAAAGCAGUCAACCAGGACUCUACAUAGCAGCGGAAGGGAGGGGCUUCCACUGAGGGGCGUGGCCUGAACCUCACCUCAAAGAGAAUGGCCUUAGGCAAAACUUCCUGCCCCCUCAAAAGUGUGCACCAUCGCUUCCUCUCGGAAAUAGAGGCGGCGCGUGACGACCAAGGAGCUACUACAGUACACUCAAGACGAAACAAACACUGAACUCGCCUGUGAAAACUUUUAGAAGAAUUAAUAUGAAACCAGAGGAAAACAAUAUAUCUAUAUAAACAUUUUCAAUCAGGACUUGAUCAGUAUUUUAUGCAAAACAGAGAAAAAGCUGUGACACACGGAAAUGGAGGUCUCUCUUCACAAAAAUAUCUCAUUUACAUUUGAUGCUGUGAAAACAAAGCUUUAAUACGUGUUCACUUUUCAUAGGUGCAGUACUUUUCAAAUGCUCUGUGGUGUUACGUUUGCAGAUAAUAACGAUUCCAUCCACACACCAAUGUGCUGUUAAGCUAACCGUGACCAUCAUGACUUUUUUUUUUCUCUCUGUGGGACUAAAUGACAUGUUUUAUCAUUCUUAAAUUUCCUCAUGGAUUAAUCUUGAAUCACACUACCUGAUCUGGUGUGAGGGGAAUGUACUUGGCGGUGAUCGACACUGGGAGUGCUUAAGAUGGGAUGUCAUUUACUCAGGUGUGUACUGUAUGUGUGACGGGACGAGGCCGGCGUCAGAAGCAAUAUAAUAGAGCCCAGUCUAGUCUUUAGGUUCUAUUACUAGCAAGUUUAAAACCCGUCUGUGGGUGUCUGUACUGUAGAGACGACUGAAUGAAAGAUUCAAUGAACAUCUGCUUAGAUUUAAGUUGAAUGUCGGGGAAAGAGUGUUCUCCUUCCAAAAGGGAGCGACCAGCAUCAGCACGAUGAGCCAUUUGCAAGGAACUCAACAUGCUGAAUCACAGAACACACCUUGUUUCAAUAAGAAAACUGUGAUUUUAUUGUGAAAACACUGGUGGUGCCUGAGAGCCCAAUGGAGGCGGAUGCAUUUCUGGCAUUGUGGCCAUUGAAGUGUGGGCGGGGGGCGGGGUUGAACUUGUCUUUGCAGAGAGUGAAUUGGCUGCUUUGUGGUAUAAUGCGGUGUACGCUACAUUGCCGAUUCCCAGGUCGUCUUACUCAGGAAGUGUAUUCCAUCCAUUAAAGCGCCAGAUGUAAAGACUGGCCGUCUGCUUGUUCAGUUGCCAUUGCACAACGAUGUCCACGUGAACUCAAUGACUUUAUUAGGUGGUGUACAGACGCAGUACAACUUGUCAGACUAGUCGGUAGUCAAGCAUGAGCACUGCAUGAUUGUUAAAGAAGGGGGGAUUGAUGUUGUGCAGUGUGAGAGCCUGUCUCUCAAGAAUUUAGUAGACUUAUAUAAAAAAAAAAAUGUAUGAAAAUUAUGUUAGGGACACACUGAUAAGGAAAAAAGGCAACAUUUGAGAAAAGUUAAUGUUAGAAGAAUAAUGUACAUAUUCAUCAUCAGGGCCGUCUGUUACACUUGCAUUUACAUUUGUGUGAGGAAAAAAAAAUUGGACUUUGAUUCGUUAAAAUUACAGCUUAAUUCUCCUAAUAUUACAAGGGUUUUUUUUUCACGGAAAAUUACGACUUAAUCUCAUAAUAUUACAAUAUAGAUUUGGUGUUGUUAUGAUCUUUUUCUCAUUUCUUAUGACUUUUUUUUUAUUGUAACAUAUGACGUAAUUCUCGUAGCAUUAUGACAUAACUGUAACUUUUUCUUGAGUGUUCUCGCAACUUUAUGAUUUUACGUUAUAUUCCGAUAUUCCGAUUAUAUAUUUGUAACGUACGCAUUUUUUUCGGAUAACAUCACAACUUUUUUUUUUUCUUAUGAGUUUUCUUUAAUUAUGCUGACUUUUUUCUUGUAAAAAUGCGACAGUAUUCGUGUAACAUUGUGACCGUAAUCCUUGUCGUCAUAACAUGACUUUAUUCUGACAGUGGUCAUUUUUUUUAUUUUUAUUUUUUCAAUUUGUUUUCUAACUAUUCUUGAAAUAUCAUGCCUUUUUUCUUGUGAAACUCAAGUUGCGUAACAAGACUUUAUUCUGAUAACAUUAUGGCUUUCUUCUUGUAACUUUUUUCUCCUGAAAAAAUACCUCAUUUGUGUGUAUUGCAAUUUUAUUUGCGUAACAUUUAGAUGUCCAUAAUGACCAAUGCUAACUUCUUGCGACUCUUCUCAAAAUAAAGGUUUUUCCUUGUAAAAAUAAAGCUUUAAACAUUCUGACUUUAAUCUUGUAAUAUUACGACCACGCUAACGUUACAAUUUUGUUUGCAUAACAUUGAAACCUUAUUCUGCCAAUAUUACGUCUUUUUUCCCCUUGUGAUUAUUGUCAAAAUAUUGCUACUUUUUGUUGUAAUGUAAUGAAGAAAUCUUAUUUUUACAACUUUAUCUCAUAACAGUGGAAAAUCUUUUCUUGGAACAGCGCGACUUUCAUAUUCGAACAUUACAUUUACAUUCUUAUAAACCAUACGACACGACUUGCAAAACCUUGAGUCCGUAUUCUGAUAACUUUUUUCGUGUUGCAUUACGACUUCAAUCUUGCAGUUUUACGCCUGUACAACCAUUUUGCAACCGUGGCAAGUUUAUUCGCAUAACAUAGACACCAUCACGACUUCGUUCUUGUGACUUUUCUUUAAUGGUUGCAACAUUUUUCCUGUAAUGCGACGAUAAUAAAGUCCGAUUUUUCCAACUUGAAUCUCGUAACAGUACCAUUCCUGUAACAUUACCACUUUUUUCAUGUGACUAUAAACAGUCACAUGUUCCCCCUAUCAAAAUACAACUUUAUUCUUCCAACAUUAUGACUAUUCUCAACAGUCCGACUUUAAGCUCAUAAAAUAUGAUAUUCUCGAUAGACGGUACUCUUUUGUUGGGACUACAUUUGCUUGGUAUUGCGGCUAUAACUUUAUUCUUUUCACAUUGACAUUAUUCUCAAAAAACAAGAUAUUUACAUCCGUAAUAUUUGGGGGGGGGGAUGUUUUUUUCAUAAGUUUACCACUUUUCUUUCACCGUGGCCCUGCUACUUCUUUGUUAAGUAAUCCAGUCAUAUUUUAUGACUCUUGUUUAUCUGAAAUGCACUCCAAUUCGAUCAUAUAGUGCUUACCUUUCCAUUCAGUUCCCUACUAAAUUCUUGUGAGAAAACUUUGCAAGCCAAUGGCACAGUUGCAGAGGUGGAAGCCCAGUCAUUUUGGAUGCGUUUUGGAAGGUUCAUGUUGGUCCUUGGUUCAUUAAUUCCAACACACACACACCGUAUACUGUAUAUAUAAAUAUACAUAUACAGUAAAUAUAUAAAUAUACAUGAAUAUCUUUUAUACAGAGGUUUAUAUUGGUGCAAAGUUAAAGUGAUGCAUGUCAUUGGAUGUACUCUUUGUCAACAGUUGACAGCAGAAUGAGAGGAUUUGUGAGGUGAAAAAAACAGAAAUCUUACAAGGAUUUGUUGAUGGAUGAACGGGUGAAGAGAGGCUUUUAUUGUGCGUGAUAUUUAAUUAGUUAUUUUUUAUGUUUUGCAGAUUUCACUGCAUCGGAACACAUCCAUAUAUGCACUAUGAAUUGUGAGAUGACAAAAAAUAUGCAUUGAUAAAAACAAAAAAAAUCUGAAUGAAGUUAGUGAUUGUUUAAGAAUAAAAAUGAUGUGAACAAAAAGCACCCUGUGAUUGAUUUGCUCCAAAUGAUGACUGGCAGUUGUUGUGUUGUGUGUCCUGCAUCCGUCAACCUCCAGCUUCUAAGGAGGCUCGCAUUCCCAAAAUCCAAUCCCUUUUUUUGCCUCUAUCAAUUCACCCCCGGAGUGAUUUACAGUCUUGCUAUCCCCUUA
Molecule: messenger RNA, 5399 nt
Organism: Dunckerocampus dactyliophorus (ringed pipefish)
Lineage: Eukaryota; Metazoa; Chordata; Actinopteri; Syngnathiformes; Syngnathidae
Gene: fgf12a
Product: fibroblast growth factor 12a
Exons: 6
Coding region: 817-1590 (257 amino acids)
Biological process (GO): fibroblast growth factor receptor signaling pathway; positive regulation of protein phosphorylation; animal organ morphogenesis
Cellular component (GO): cytoplasm
Molecular function (GO): growth factor activity; fibroblast growth factor receptor binding
Source: RefSeq, a predicted model, not a curated record